AUGAAUGAAGGACUCGAUUUGCACCUCGUGGACGAGGAGGUGGAACAUAUUGGCUACAUUAACACAGAUGAGGAAAUAAAUAAAAAAAUGAUAAUCUAUCUGAACAUGUGCUUAAAAUACAUAGAUGAGAAAAAACUAAAAAGUUGUGAAGAAUUUAUUAGCGGUCUUUUGCCAUCGCUUAAGGAUAACCCUUUUGAAUAUAUCAUUUUUAUAACUAUAAAGAUUUAUUGUAAUUUAAGACUACACAGUUAUCGAUUUGUUUCUAAUGAUCUUAGUUCUUUAGGCAACUUAGAUGCAGAUAAUUACCAAUUUGAACAGUUCGAAAGCAAAUACAAAAAGAAAAAGGGUUCUAUGAUUCCAUUUUUACUCAGACUCAUUAACUGCUACUAUCCAUAUACUCUAAAUUUAUACUUCACAUCUUUCGACAGACUCUACCUUUUGAUAUUGCACUAUGAGAAUUUACUCAAUGAGUGUUCUAUCACCAUUCCUCCUGUAACACAUGGAAAAAAUGUAAACAAUUGUGUAGUUGAAAAUGGAAUUACGAACAAUGAUAUACAUACAAAAAAUGAGGUCACUGAUUUUACUAACCUUAACAAAAAGCAGAAGGUCAUCUUAAAAAAUAUAAUAAUCACAUGUUAUGUGUUAUGUGAUCUCCUGUUGAAAAAGAAUUACAUAGAUCAAGGUAUCCAAUUGUUGAGGAAUAAAAUAUUACGAUAUAAUCCAAGACAUAUUUCUACCAUAUCUUUAAUUGGUAAAUUGUCUUUACUUAUGGGAGCCUUAGAAGAUGCAGAAUCAUCCUUCAGCUUAGUAGAAAAACUUCUACAAAUAGAUAUAAAAUCUGAUGACAAUUAUUUAGAGAAAUUAACAGAUGCACAUAUACAUACUAAUAGGGCAUUCCUAAACAUGUACCUUGAGGACUAUCCAACUGCAUUAAAUGAAAUUCUAAAAAUCCAUUUCAAUAUCGAAGAGAAGGUAGAAGAAGAAAAAAAAAAAAACAGUAAUGUUAUGGAAAAUUAUUACGCAGUUUAUAGUAACAAUCUAGCAGUGUCAUAUUUUUUUAAUCAUGAUGUGAAAAAAUCAAUUCAUAUUAUGGAAAAAACUUUGGAAAACAACUACAUAAAUUCCUAUCCUGCUCUGGUUAAAAAUUUGAACCGUGUGUAUGAAUUCACAAAAACAAAGGCAGAAACAGUAAACCAAAUAUACAACUUCAUUCGACACAAUUUAAAUGAAGAUCAAGAAAUUCUUGCCAUAAUUCCACGCAAAGGGUAG
This is a messenger RNA of Plasmodium gonderi, 1269 nucleotides long. RefSeq lists its product as hypothetical. NCBI's taxonomy places the organism in Eukaryota, Apicomplexa, Aconoidasida, Haemosporida, Plasmodiidae. Gene Ontology annotation, molecular function: protein binding. The record is from RefSeq and is a predicted model, not a curated record. The transcript has a single exon. The coding region runs from base 1 to 1269 and encodes 422 amino acids.